UUUUUCAACCAAAUUAUCAGUUCUUUGUCCUUUUAAGUUCUCAAUUCCCUGAUAUCUUUAUUUCUUCAUUUUGUGAUUUAGUAUCCAAGAAUUGUAAUAGCAAAUCAAAGAAACCUUUGGAAGAAGAAAUGAAUUGGCAGAGAGAGAACGGCAAAGACUUCAACACUAGCUUACAAAAGAAGAUCAAAAGUCCAGAACACCAACUCUGUUUUCAAUCCUCUGUUCCUUAUACUACUCCCCCACACACAGCAUUUUCUCCUCCUCCUCUUUCUUCUUCUACUUCUCGUUCGCCAAGAGUUGUUUUUCCGUUUGCUUUAGAUGGAACUCAGCAAUCCAUUGAAAGUUUACAUCAAUUGAGAUCAAACAGCACGCCUCUGUUUCAUCCGACGCAUCAAAAUCAGCAGCAAAUGAUCUCAUUUUCUGCUCAACACCCACAAUACUUUUCAAGGGAAUUGGGACCAUUCCAGCAUCAGCUGCAGCAUUGUCAUGAAACACUGAAUUUAAGUCCAAGAAGGAGGACUACAAUGUUGAAUACGUUGGGACAGAGUAACAGGGUUCCCCUGUUUAGUCCUCUGUUACAGCAUCCUUAUUCAAUGACGAAACUGUACAGAGGAGUAAGGCAGAGACAUUGGGGUAAGUGGGUAGCUGAGAUUCGUCUUCCUCGAAAAAGGACUCGUCUUUGGCUUGGCACUUUUGACACUGCCGAAGAUGCAGCCAUGGCUUAUGAUCGCGAGGCCUAUAAGUUACGAGGAGAGAGUGCGAAGCUCAAUUUUCCCGAGCUCUUCCUUGGUAUAAACAAAGCAGCAUCACCAGAGAAUCUUCAGUUGCAACAACCUCAACAGCCACCAUCUGGAUGUGGAAAUUUUGAAGAGGAAAUAGGAUCAAGUGAGGUUAUAGCUAUUGAUGGAGUUCAAGGGAAUGUGGAGAGUUGUGGUGCAACAUUAUCUGAUUUUGAGGCUUGGUUAAACGCAAUACCAGAAGGUUGGGGUCCAGGAAGUCCAGUUUGGGAUGAUUUGGACACAAACAAUAAUCUCAUCUUGCCCCAUAAUAUUAAUUUUGGGGAUUUCCAUCAGCAGAAACCUCAUAAUUCCGAUCUUCUAGGCACGAUGAAGCCCUUAGGGUAACACACCGGCUUAGAAUUAGACCUUCUGCAGAGGAGACACCAGACUUCUUGAUAGGCCUGAGAAAGCUUAGAACAGAAGAUUUAUGUUGAACCAAUGCAUAUCGUUGCGACGUUCUUUUUUAUUCUUCCUGCACGCAUAGGCCUCUCUCUCUCUCCGCCCCGCUUUUCAAUAUCCAUCAUUCAGCAGUAGGAGAUUAAUUUUUCAAUGAUCUCCUUAACUUCUUUCAUAGGUUGCAUAUUUUUAGUCAGACCUGUGAGUUCACCAUUCCAUCUUUGUUCAUCUUUUCCUCACUGGUUGCAGAUUUUACAUGGAACAACCUGUGUUUCUCUUUGGAGAUCCUUUUGAAUUCUCCACUUCACUUCCACUUUGCCUUUUAGUGAUUACUUUUCCUUCUUACACCUGAACCAUUAUCUGCAAAAUGGCUGCAUAUUUUUGCCUUUUUUGCAGAGGUAAUUUCAUUAGUUGGCUUUUACAUCUAGGGACGUUAUCAAUAUCAAUACUAUCAUCAAUAUCUAGUUAUGUUGUUUUACUUUCUUUUGGGCUGUUUAAUUUAGUAGGUUUUGCUUUUAUCAGCACAGAUGGAAAGAAUAAAAGUUUCUUUAGAGUCUGUAGACUUUACAUUUUAAUGUUUGUUUCAGACUGUGUCCUGUAA
This is a messenger RNA of Nicotiana tabacum (common tobacco), 1776 nucleotides long. Its product is annotated as ethylene-responsive transcription factor ERF054-like. Gene Ontology annotation, biological process: regulation of DNA-templated transcription. Gene Ontology annotation, molecular function: DNA binding; DNA-binding transcription factor activity. Gene Ontology annotation, cellular component: nucleus. Lineage: Eukaryota; Viridiplantae; Streptophyta; Magnoliopsida; Solanales; Solanaceae. The record is from RefSeq and is a predicted model, not a curated record.